Molecule: messenger RNA, 744 nt
Organism: Neomonachus schauinslandi (Hawaiian monk seal)
Lineage: Eukaryota; Metazoa; Chordata; Mammalia; Carnivora; Phocidae
Gene: NINJ2
Product: ninjurin 2
Exons: 4
Coding region: 245-688 (147 amino acids)
Biological process (GO): cell adhesion; tissue regeneration
Cellular component (GO): membrane
Source: RefSeq, a predicted model, not a curated record
GGGUAAUGAUGGCCUUGCUCAACUCCAAAGGAAUUCUAAAAUGAAAGACAAUUGGCCCGUGAGCCUUGCAAAGAUAAGGUCUCUACUUCAUUUGUCUGUGCCCUUCAGCACCUGGCAUAGCGCUUUGUGCACCUAGUACAUCUCGAGUGAGUAUUGUCUAGACCAAUCACUGAAGUCACCUGUUCCACGCGACGUGUAAGGAAACCGAAACCCAAGGAGGGACAGCGACACGGGAAGAUCAAACAUGGAAAGUGCCCAGUACCUGACCUGUGUUGAGCAUUCAGUCAACCCUGGGAACCCCAACCCCGGGAGGAGCCAGCCCAUCAACCUGAACCACUAUGCCACUAAGAAGAGCGUGGCAGAGAGCAUGCUGGACGUGGCCCUCUUCAUGUCCAACGCCACGCGGCUGAAAGCAGUGCUGGAGCAGGGACCAUCCUCCCAUUACUACACCACCCUCGUCACCCUCAUCAGCAUCUCUCUGCUCCUGCAGGUGGUCAUCGGAAUCCUCCUCGUGGUCAUUGCGCGGCUGAACCUCAAUGAGGUGGGAGAGCAGUGGCAGCUGAACCAGCUCAACAAUGCUGCCACCACCCUGGUCUUCAUCACGGUCGUCAUCAACGUCUUCAUUACGGCCUUCGGGGCACACAAGACGGGCUUCCUGGCUGCCAGGACCUCAAGGAAUCCUCUCUGAACACAGCCUGGGACCCAGGUCGCAGGUCUGGAACAGCUUCCGCCUCUUUCCUCCCC